This is a messenger RNA of Nerophis ophidion (straightnose pipefish), 6258 nucleotides long. RefSeq names its product calcium-activated potassium channel subunit beta-2-like. The record is from RefSeq and is a predicted model, not a curated record. The transcript has 6 exons. Gene Ontology annotation, cellular component: membrane; voltage-gated potassium channel complex. Bases 532 to 1239 code for a protein of 235 amino acids. Gene Ontology annotation, molecular function: calcium-activated potassium channel activity; potassium channel regulator activity. Gene Ontology annotation, biological process: potassium ion transport; detection of calcium ion. Lineage: Eukaryota; Metazoa; Chordata; Actinopteri; Syngnathiformes; Syngnathidae.
CUUCUCCCGGAGCUGCCGUGGAGGUUUCUGGAAAGGUCAGACUCGAAAAGAGCGACUCCAGCUAUUCUUUACGAGCUCUUUGACAGGAAGUCACCUAUCACAGUUAGUCCAGCCUCUGGAGAGCGUGGUUCACAACAAGGGGAGCCGCUCUCACGGGUGUUGCACGUUUUAGUCCGACCGUAAAGUUAGUUAAAGGAGUAAGGCGGUGAUUCUUAAAAUGUGUGUGUCCAUGUUUAGCUGAAACCAAUACAGGUAUGUGUGGAACUUGAGACACCCCGGGACGCAAUGGCCAGCGUGUUCAUACGCAGACCGAGCGUUGCAAGACACGGCGUGGAAAUCACCUGCACACGUAGCUGAGGCCACUGUGUGUUAUCUCCAGGACCUGCAGAGAGCAAGAGGAUCCACAAGCAAAGUGUUGUUUUGCCGAGCCCAAUGACUACGUGUUGACAGCGUUCAUGAUACAGCGGGUCUUUUCAGCAUUCUCUGCGGUCCACUUCAGCGAGUAAAGGAGGACGGGGGUCGUCAAGAAACAUGUUCUUCGUGGCCGGGGCCCGGAACACAGCGUCAGGCGUCGGGGAUGAAAGGCGAUCAAUUUAUAAGAAAUUCCGCGAGGUAGACUUACUGGACAAAAAGAAGACAGUGACGGCUCUCAAACCCGGCGAAGAUCGAGCUAUUUUCCUGGGUCUUGGAAUGAUCCUGUCCUCUGUUAUGAUGUACUUUGUGCUUGGGAUCACCAUAUUACGUUCGUACGCAGAAAGCGUGUGGACAGAGGAAGGUGUGUGUGUUGUGCUCAACUCCACGGUCACAGCAGACGUGAACUGUUCCUACAACUGUGGCUCGGACUGCUGGAGGGUCUCCAAAUACCCCUGUUUGCAAGUCUACGUGAACGUCAAUAACACGGGCCGCGUCAGUCGAUUGUCUCACAAUGAGGAGACGCAGGACGCCAGCUCCGAAUGUUUCUAUGUUCCCAGGUGCCAGAAGGACAGCGCUCAAAUGCACGCCAUGAUCGUGAACAUCUCCGAGCGCCUGAAGGCCAACCAGCAGGUCCCGUGCUACUACGACCCCAGCGAGCAGCAGGAGACGGUUCUCCUGACUCGGCUCUACGAUCACAGCGUCGUCUUCCACUCGCUGAUGUGGCCCUCGUGUAUGUUUGUGGGAGGGGUCCUCAUAAUCGUCAUGGUCAAGCUCACACAGUACCUCUCCAGGCUGUGCGAAGAAAUCGUCAAGAUCAAGAGAUGACAAAAGCCAGCAGACGUGAACCAACGGACCAUUCUGCGGAUUGUUGCAUUCGACUAAGGCAUUUGGGGACUCUGACUCUCUCAAGCUAAAGUACCGAGUGAACGUUCCCAAGGAGGAAACUUGGACUUUAAGUACCAGUAUAAUGGAGAAACAAGUUUCCACUAUAUUGAAACUAUUAUUUUCAGGAUUUAUGACAUCAAAAGACUUCAAAAGUUUGCAAGUAAACAGAUAUGGUCAAAAUAGUAUGAAUCUCACCGAGAUUCCCAGCCGUUUUAAGAGAUAACCAGGAAGCCAGUCAUAUGAUCCGUGACACAUAGUUGCCAACCAUCCCGAUUUUCCUGGGAGACUCCCAAAUUUCAGUCCGAAAAUCUCCCGGGGCAACCAUUCUCCCGAUUUCCACCCGGACAACAAUAUUGGGGUCGUGCCUUAAAGGGGAACAUUAUCACCAGACCUAUGCAAGCGUCAAUAUAUACCUUGAUGGUGCAGAAAAAAGACCAUGUAUUUUUUCAACCGAUUUCCGAACUCUAAAUGGGUGAAUUUUGGCAAAUUAAACGCCUUUCUGUUUAUCGGUCUUUUAGCGUCACCGAGGUAACACACCCGCCAUAUUCAUUUUCACAUUACAAACACCGGGUCUCAGCUCUGUAAUUUUCCGUUUUUUCGACUAUUUUUUGGAACCUUGGAGACAUCAUGCCUCGUCGGUGUGUUGUCGGAGGGUGUAACAACACUAACAGGGAGGGAUUCAAGUUUCACCACUGGCAAGAAAUCUGCCGCCAGACCCCCGUUGAAUUUGCCAGCGUGUCUUCACAUUUGACCGGCGAUGCUAAGACAGACAUAGCACAGAGAUGUAUGGAUAACCUGCAGAUGCAUUUGCAACGAUAAAGUCAACGAAAUCACAAAGGUGAGUUUUGUUGAUGUUGUUGACUUAUGUGCUAAUCAGACAUAUUUGGUCGCAGCGUGCCUGCCAGCUAAUCGAUGCUAACAUGCUAUGCUAAUCGAUGCUAACAUGCUAUUUACGCUAGCUGUAUGUACAUUUGAAACUAGAUACCCACAUUUAAUACGAAACAAACACUUACCAAUCGACAGAUUUAAGUUGCUCCAGUGUCACAAGAUGCGAAAGUCCUGAUCGUUUGGUCCGCACAUUUUACCGGCGAUGCUAAUAAGGCAGCCAUGCUAUGGGCCACUUCAUUAGGUACACCCACGCUAUGGCCGAAUAUCGUCAAUAGCUAUUCGCUCAAUAGCUUCAAUUUCUUCUUCAAUUUCGUUUUCGCUAUCUGCCUCCAUACUCCGACCAUCUGUUUCAAUACAUGCGUAAUCUGUUGAAUCGCUUAAACCGCUGAAAUCCGAGUCUGAAUCCGAGCUAAUGUCGCUAUAUCUUACUGUGGUAACCGCCAUGUUGUUUGUAUUGGCAGCCCUGUAUGACGUCACAGGGAAAUGGAUAGUGGUUUCGAAGAUAGCGAAAAUAAGGCACUUUAAAACUUUAUUUAGGGAUAUUCCGGGACCGGUAAAAUUUUGAAAAAAACUUCAAAAAAUACAACAAGCCACUGGGAACUGAUUUUUAUUGUUUUUAACCCUUUUGAUAUUGUGAUAAUGUUCCCCUUUAAAGGCACUUCCUUUAGCGUCCUCUACAACCUGUCGUCACAUCCGCUUUUCCUCCAUACAACAGCGUGUUGGUCCAGUCACAUACUAUAUGCAGCUUUUACAAGCACACAAGUGAAUGCGAGGAGUACUUGGUCAACAGCCAUACAGGUCACACUGACGAUGGCCGUAUAAACAACUUCAACACUGUCACAAAUAUGCGCCACACUGUGAACCCACAAUCAAACAAGAAUGACAAACACAUAUCGGGAGAAUAGUCGCACCGUAACGUAACAUAAUAUAACAUAACAUAACAUAACAUAACAUAAACACAACAGAACAAAUACCCAGAACCCCUUGCAGCAUUCCCCAUCUCCCGAAAUUGGCGUUCUCAAGGUUGGCAAGUAUGGACGGGACGCUCACAUAAUCCCGUUUGGAUGAAGAGUCCAUCACAAUCCUCGCGAAGGGUUAAAAAAAAAGUUGCCACAACGAGCGUCUAUUUGUGAGUUUUUCACUAUCUCAGGGGAUGUCAAAAUGGAUCGACCUUUCGGUCCAUGGGCGCAUUGUUUGUAAUACCAAGUGAGCGAUGCAUAAAUUAUAAUUUAGAACUAACUUUCAGCAAGUUUGAGACGAAGCAGUGUGUCAACAAUAGCAGCAUAAGCAUUAGCUCACUGCUAUCAGUCCAUCCUUCCAUCCAUUUUCUACCGCUUGUCCCUUUUGGAGUCACGGGGGCGCUGGUGCCUAUCUCAGCUACAAUCGGGCAGAAGGCGCUGUACACCCCGGACAAGUGCGCUGCUAAAAUAGGCUGUCUGCGUUAGCACUUAUAAUAUCAAUAUCACUCAUAUUUGGUUAAUUUUCUGGUCCAUCCAUUUUCUGCCGAUUCUCCCUCUCGGGGUCGCAUCACAACAUGUAAAUGGAACAUUGUUGGUGGUUUCUGGAGGUUUUUAGAGGGUUUUAUGGGCGCAAUCGAGGACUUCUCCAUCUCUUGACUCCAUUGUUAGCUAUUUAUUUACAAUUUACAAUUUAUCGUCUUACUUAAAGGGGAACAUUAUCACCAGACCUAUGUAAACGUCAAUCUAUACCUUGAUGGUGCAGAAAAAAGAUCAUAUAUUUUUUCAACCGAUUUCCAAACUCUGAAUGGUUGAAUUUUGGCGAAUUAAACGCCUUUCUGUUUAUCGCGCUGCAAGCGAUGACGUCAGAAUGUGACGUCACCGAGGUAACACACCCGCCCUUUUCAUUUUCAACACAUUACAAACACCUGGUCUCAGCUCUGUUAUUUUCCGUCUUUUUGACUAUUUUUUGGAACCUUGGAGACAUCAUGCCUCGUCGGUGUGUUGUCGGAGGGUGUAACAACACUAGCAGGGAGGGAUUCAAGUUGCCCCACUGGCAAGAAAUCUGCCGCCAGACCCCCAUUGAAUGUACCAGAGUGUCUUCACAUUUGACCAGCGAUUCUAAGACAGACAUGACACAGAGAUGUAUGGAUAACCUGCAAAUGCAUUUGCAACGAUAUUCAACGAAAUCCAAAGGUGAAUUUUGUUGAUGUUGACUGCCAGGUAAUCGAUGCUAACAUGCUACGCUAAUCGAUGCUAACAUGCUAUUUACCGGCGGUGCUAAAGCAGACAUGGCACAGAGAUGUAUGGAUAACCUGCAGAUGCAUUUGCAAUGAUAAAGUCAACGAAAUCACAAAGGUGAGUUUUGUUGAUGUUGACUUAUGUGCUAAUCAGACAAAUUUGGUCGCGGCGUGACAGCCAGCUAAUCGAUGUUAACAUGCUAUUUACCGGCGGUGCUAAAGCAGACAUGGCACAGAGAUGUAUGGAUAACCUGCAGAUGCAUUUGCAACUAUAUUACGUUUCCUUCCACCCACAUUUAAUGUGAAAAAAACACUUUCCAAUCGAAGGAUUUAAGUUGCUCCAGUGUCACGAGAUGCGAAAGUCCCGAUCGUUUGGUCCGCACAUUUUACCGGCGAUGCUAACGCAGCUAUUUGGCCAUGCUAUGGCUAUGAAUAGCGUCAAUAGCUAUUCGCUCGAUAGCUUUAGUUUCUUCUUCAAUAUUUUCAUACUCCAACCAUCCGUUUCAAUACAUGCGUAAUCUGUUGACUCGCUUAAGUCGCUGAAAUCCGAGUUUGAAUCCGAGCUAAUGUCGCUAUAUCUUGCUGUGGUAUUCGCCAUUGUUUGUUUACAUUGGCAGCACUGUAUGAUGUCACAGGAAAAUGGAUAGUGGUUUCGAAGAUAGCGAAAAUAAGGCACUUUAAAGCUUUAUUUAGGGAUAUUCCGGGACCGGUAAAAUUUUGAAAAAAAAUUCAAAAAAUACAACAAGUCACUGGGAACUGAUUUUUAUUUUUUUUUAACCCUUUUGAAAUUGGGAUAAUGUUCCCCUUUAAGGAUUGUGAAUGAUAAACAGCACAUCUGUUUCCACUGUUUGCGUAUUCCCAGUAUGACUGGUUUGAUAAUAUGGAAUAUUGAAAAUGGCCGGCUGAAUUUGUGGCAUUUUGUGGCGUUUUCACAUACUUUGUGGAUUGUAAACACAAUUGGAUAUGGUUUAAUGGUUACAAUGAAACACAAAAAAAGCAUGUAAAGUCAACUUGUUUUUCCAUUAUUCUGCUAUUUUAACUGGUUCGAACAUUGGGUCAUAAUUUGUCUCAAAUUGGAUUGUUUGGGGGGACUGUUUACACUUUUUCUGCUUGUAAUGUGAAUUAUUUUUCUUUCUUUUUACUCUGAUUUAACCAGGAAAAGUCCCAUUGAGAUUAAAAUAUAGAGGCCUGAACUCACAAUGCCACGUAUGAUGUAUGUAUCAAUUACAAUGCCAAGCUUCUGUAUGAUCGAUACAUAUAGAUUGAAGCAAGAAUGCAGAGAAAUGUUCAUUAUUUUGAUAUCAUUGACUGAAAGAUACAGUAUGCUCAUAAAUAUUCCAGUGACCAAAACACAAACAGAAGGUCUACAGUCUUCAUAAGGGAACACAAGGAACAUAAUUUUUUCCUAUCAAACGUUCCACUAUUUGAAAUAAUAUGCUUUGUCUGUUAGAAAUCAAUUCAUUUUUUGAGGCAUUAUUAUGUGCAACGUAUUAGUUUUAGGUCUCAGGAGUUUUAGUCAGUGCUCAACACAACUUUGAGAUCUUUAGGGAUUUCUAAAGUUCUCAUUAAAAUUAAAGGACAUUGUGAACAAUCACCGAGAGAUGUAAGAGUUUGUGAAGGAAUCGAGUCGUUUUUUAAGUGAAUAAUGAGAACCGAUUCCCACUUGUGAGCCGUUUUUAAUACACAUGCUCAUAUAGUGUCGACAAUUGCCCACUCGACUAAAAAAUUAGACAUACUUAAAGGACAUUUUGCUUUUUGAAAUGAAAAAUAUAAAAAUAUUAACAUUAUUUCAAUUGUAUUUAUUUUUGUUCAGAUUCACUUUUUUGUUUCAUUGUUCUGAUGUGUAAUAGUUCAAGCAUGCACACCAAAGGGAG